UCCUCGACAGCCAGACACCGCUUCCGGUGUCGCCACCUUCUUUGUCUCCGGCCCAACAUCUCGACACCAGGGGCUGUCUGUUUUUCACCCUUUAGUUUGGAGGAUAUAUUUACACAUAUAUCCCGUGUUUUCUGAUAUUGAAUGACAGUCGACUCUGAACUAUUUAUGCCUAAAAGCAAAGCGCCAAAGAUGGAUGAGCUGGACUACAUCCCAGUAGACCUGAGCCCAGAGGAGCGCUCUGAGCUGGAGGACAUCCGCAGGAGGAAGGGCGUCCUUCUGCAGGAGAUCCAGAGGCUCAGAGAGGAAUUGAGAGAGGCAAUUUUGGAGGUGGAAGGACUGGAGACCAGUACUGAGGGCAGUAAAACUCUCCAGAAAAGUAGGCAUGUGGCAAUGGGAAGGAAGAAAUUCAACAUGGACCCUAAAAAGGGCAUUGUGUUUCUGGUGGAGAAUGACCUGCUCAGACACACUUCAGAGGACAUCGCUCAGUUCCUCUACAAAGGAGAGGGCCUCAACAAGACCGCUAUAGGAGACUACCUUGGAGAAAGGGACGACUUCAACAUCAAAGUUCUUCAGGCUUUCGUUGACCUCCAUGAGUUUACUGAUCUCAACCUCGUCCAGGCCCUCAGACAAUUCCUGUGGAGUUUCCGUUUGCCUGGUGAAGCCCAGAAGAUCGACAGAAUGAUGGAGGCCUUUGCUCAGAGAUACUGCCACUGCAACCCCGGCGUCUUCCAGAGCACUGACACAUGUUACGUGCUGUCAUUUGCCAUCAUUAUGCUGAACACAAGCCUCCAUAACCCAAAUGUGAGGGACAAACCUGGUUUGGACCGUUUCAUCUCGAUGAACCGAGGCAUCAACGAGGGAGGAGACCUGCCCGAGGACCUGCUCAGAAAUCUCUACGAAAGCAUUAAAAAUGAGCCCUUCAAGAUCCCAGAGGACGACGGCAACGACCUGACGCACACCUUCUUCAACCCGGACAGAGAGGGCUGGCUUCUUAAACUUGGGGGACGAGUGAAAACCUGGAAACGGCGAUGGUUCAUUCUCACAGACAACUGCCUUUAUUACUUUGAAUACACCACAGAUAAGGAGCCGCGAGGUAUCAUUCCCUUGGAAAACCUUAGCAUCCGUGAGGUAGAAGACCCAAGAAAACCUAACUGCUUUGAGCUGUACAUCCCCAACAACCGCGGUCAGCUGAUUAAGGCGUGUAAGACGGAGGCUGAUGGGAGAGUAGUGGAAGGAAACCACAAUGUGUACCGUAUCUCCGCCCCCACACCCGAGGAGAAGGACGAAUGGAUCCACAGCAUCAAAUCUGCUGUCAGUGUUGAUCCCUUCUACGAAAUGCUCGCUGCCAGGAAGAAACGUAUAUCACUGAAGAAGAAGGAGGAACAACCGUAGAGUAUUCCCUUCAUUCACUCCCUGUUUUCCUUUGUCCUUCUCAUCCCUCCUUCCAACACGGGACACAUGUUUUCAUCCCUGCUCCUCACGACCUGUUCAUAAGUUUCGUUACCUCUUUUUCCCCCGUCCCCAAACACACCCUCUCCCUGAUAUGAGGACUCCUUGCUAUCCUGUCUACCAGACUCUUGAAAGCCACAUUUCAGAGUGAAGCGCUCACCCACUGUGUGGCUGCCUGUUUGUUAUCUUGGUUCUUACACUACUGUUGUCAUACGCAACCUCACACACUACAGCCAGAGCACACCGCCUGUCCCGUCUUCUCACCACAUUCCUCUCUCGUUAAGCAUUUAAGUGAACUGUAAAACGUGUCUUAGACCAUAUCCACGCUAAUGUUGGUGAUUUCAAAAACACAUUUGUCCUUUUUGGGCCUUUCACAUUUAGUCAACUUCUCAAAACUGCUCACCGAAUGUGGACAAAUUUGCAAACGCUGGGAAAAUAGAAGAUUUAAAAAUUAUGCCGCUGAAUCAUUUUUGAGACGGCGUUAUUUUCUUAACCAAAACUAUGACGAAAUAUGUUUGUCAACAAAAAAAAUUUCCAUGACUAAUACGAGACGACAAGACGGCACCGACGCCUUUAAACACUAACAGUGGCGAUGUCAAACAUGCAAUAUCGUUGACGAAAAAAGACAGGACUUAAAUGUAAUUUCUCUUUUUGUCACCCCUCUCUCUGUCUCAAACACACGGCGCUCGGUCCGUCUCUGGACUAAAACGAUUUGAGUUGUCGUCGAUUAAAACUAGACUAUAACUAUGAAGGAUAAAAAUGACUAAAAUGUUACUAAAACUAAUAAGCAUUUUUGUUUUAAGACUGAAUCUAAAAUAGCUGCCAAAAUGAACAUUGUUUUGAUAUUCUUCUUACUUCCUCAUUUACAGUUGCUUCGUAAACCACAAACAAUAAAAACAGCAGACAUAUGUGAGGCUGGCAGCUGAAGCAUGCGUUAUAGAAGACAUUUAAUAUUUCUCUUUAUGUAUGGCGGACUUUUAGACUAUUAUCUGAAUCUGAACGUAUCUUCUUUUUUUUUUUUACAUCUAUCUGCAUUAGUGUGAAUAUGGUCUUAUUCAGGGUAGCAAGCAGCUUCAGUCCUCGUGACGUCUUUCUCUUUCGUUGAUGCUGCCUGAAUGAGAACUUGCCUUUCUUGAUUGUGCUUACCCCAGAAAACAAUGUGAAUUCACAAUUAAAACACUAACAAGAUUUACUUUUAGUUGAAGUUUGGUCAGAGAGGAAUCAGUUUAAGUCAAAGCAACAAAUGAUUUCAGAUUACUGAGAUGUGCCCUUUGCUUCCUAUAGUAGUCUUAAUGGCUUUGACACACACACUACUACUGUCUACACUACUGUAACCAUUAUGUGAGGAAAAUGUCACUGUUCGUUACUGUUGAUCUUCAAAUACAGUCGGGUCUCCAGGGAGAAAGGUUGCUUUACUCGCAGAAAUAACGGAGACGGCUGUUUCUCCUUCCAGAUAGCUGCUUGUUUCAGCUCACUGAGACAACAUAUCUGUUCUUUAGCAUGUUUCUUUACAUGUUUGAGCAAUAUCAGAGUAGUUCCAGUCUGUAGGCUUGUUUACAAAUCCUUUAUAACACUAUACUGAGCAGCGAUCAUCAUGUCCUCUCAUAUGUAAUGUUCUCUCGCAUGCCACAAUUCAUUUCCUUCUUGCUCAACAACUACAAGACGAACACUGACAUCUCUCUCCCAAGUAAUAACUCCGUCAGACGUUUAACUGUUAGAGCCUGGUCUGUCGCGCUAUAGUGAGUUUUCAAGAAAUCACAAAGGCAGCUCAUUACAAUGUAUACUUUUUGUAAAUAGAUGUUAGCAUAUUUGUUUACGAUACACAUAGAAAUGAUUUAAUUUAUUCUUUAUCUUUUGUUAAAAUCGGAUUUUUGUACGAGCUACUGUAGGACUGCAUGUUGAUAAACUGAAUUGGCGUAGGUACGGAUGCGUCGCUGAUCAUGCUAGUGCACUGAUUUGAAGUGUUAGUGUUCCCUGUUGACAUGGAAAAAUUGCAUUUAAUAUGGAAGUUGAUUUAUGCGUAGAGUAAAUUGUCUUAAUUGUAGUUUCUUUGGGAAAAUAAGAAGAUAUUUAGAUGUUUAGUAGUCUGAUUUCUCUCUUGACCACCCUGUUGGUUUUUGGAGUAAAACAGACUCGGUAAAGCACAACCAGUAAUGUUAAAACUAACGUCCAGUUUUUGGUUCAUUGGCUGCCCGGUGUCCACUUGAAGUGUGAGGAAGCGAUUUACAAGCUGAAAAUGUUCCACCGUACCACAGUGAUAGAAAUGAAGAGGCAACAAAACAAGGAACACUAACAAAGCUUUGAUUCAUUAUAUAAUAGUAAAAUUAUCCAGAUGUAAUGAAUCAGUAACAAGUUUAGAUUUGUGUCCAGUGAUAGAUUUGCUUGACAUCCAGUUCAUAAACUUAUUACUAGUAGUUUAUUGGAUUGGCUUUUUUUUUUUUAGAUGGUAGUGAAAAUAAUUGUCUACUGCACUUUAUCAAUUUUAGCAUUUUGGAGAAAAUGCUGUUACUUUGACUGUCCAUUACUCUGUAGCACCCUCUACUGGUGAUCUCACACACUGCAAUAUGCUGAAGGAUGAACCAUGAACUGUGUAGAUAAACUGUAUUACGCCGCCGCCUGGUCAAUGCCAGCUAUGACAGUUUCUGACCAACAUGUGCUGUAUUUGUUCACCUGAUAAAGAUCAUGUUGUUUGAAGCUGAAUGGGUUAUUUUCUCUGUGAUCAGAACACCUUGUUUUAAAGAUACAGCAAAUACAAAUGCAGAUCUAGGAUUGCCUUUUACUCUCCUACUUCAUCAAACUGACAAAGGCCUAACUUUAUAUUUCCAUGUAAGUGUGUCAACACAACACAUGGGACUUUCUGUAGGCCUUCACUUUCUGGGUAUUCUUGAAGUGCAAAGUUGCCAAAUAUAAACCUGUUGGGACAACAAAUGUUUCCUUCAAAACAAAUGAUUGAACACUGAAAUGAUUAGAAUGAAACUGGGCCUCUGUUUUUUGAUUCCACCUCUUUCAGAAAACGUGUUUAUUUUGUAUUUAUUUAUUUUUAUUUACUGUGAGGUGAAGAUGGAUAGAUCAUCUGUAAAUGUAGCAAAAGGAAAAACCACGAUACAUUGGUGCCAGUAAAGUACUGUGUAACAAUAAAAGGUAAACAGAAA
This is a messenger RNA of Sebastes umbrosus (honeycomb rockfish), 4601 nucleotides long. Its product is annotated as cytohesin-2. The record is from RefSeq and is a predicted model, not a curated record. The transcript has 12 exons. Gene Ontology annotation, molecular function: guanyl-nucleotide exchange factor activity. NCBI's taxonomy places the organism in Eukaryota, Metazoa, Chordata, Actinopteri, Perciformes, Sebastidae. The coding region runs from base 142 to 1392 and encodes 416 amino acids. Gene Ontology annotation, biological process: regulation of ARF protein signal transduction.